Esox lucius (northern pike) is the source of this 12376-nucleotide messenger RNA. RefSeq names its product neuroblast differentiation-associated protein AHNAK. The record is from RefSeq and is a predicted model, not a curated record. Gene Ontology annotation, cellular component: nucleus; cytoplasm. Bases 151 to 10242 code for a protein of 3363 amino acids. Lineage: Eukaryota; Metazoa; Chordata; Actinopteri; Esociformes; Esocidae. Gene Ontology annotation, molecular function: protein binding. The transcript is spliced from 6 exons. Gene Ontology annotation, biological process: regulation of RNA splicing.
GAGGGUGAGAGACCUCGCCCACAAGGAUCCUCUCCUGUAGAUGAAUAUCCUGAGACUGAGAAAUACAUUGACAUUGAUAAGCAGAGUGGAGGUGGCAAGAAAGGAAAGAGGAGUUUUGGGAACCUGUUUGAAAAGCGCUCUCCUGCCAAGAUGAGUCAACUGGAGAGUCAGGAGUCAGGAGUAAUUGUGAAAAUGCCAAAAGAGACAUGUGCUGAAGGUCUUGUUGUGAGUGGCGGAGGAAAGGAGGGAAUCUUCAUCAAAGAAGUAAGGCCAGAAUCUCCAGCCGCAAAGCUUCUUAGUUUUCAUGAGGGUGAUCAGAUACUCAGUGCCACAGUGUAUUUUGAUGAUGUUACAUAUGAAGAUGCCCUUCAGAUAUUAGAGCAUGCCCAUUCCUACAAGAUGGAGUUACUACUGAAACGGAAACCAAUAAAGACAUCCACCCUUGACAGUGAACCAGCUGUUGAAAUUAACCAAGUGGAAGAAGGAUUCUCUGCUGAAAUGAGGAGACAUUCAAAGACAAAAAGGCAGGGUGACCGAAUCUCUUGGCCCAAGUUCCCCAAUUUCAGCAAAAGUAGAAAGUCGCAUUUUAAGAGGUCUCACAGUACUUCAGAGGCAGAAGAUCAGAGGAAAUUGGAACUCAGCCCAACAACAAGUGACACAGAGUCACCACUUAAAUUUCAGGAUCCUGUGAAGACUAAGACAAAGAAGCAUACAUUAAAAUUAUCAAACCUGAAGAUGAAGGGUCGUAAGAGCAGAUCAGUUGAACAACCUGACCAGGACAUAGACAUAAUAACAUUUGAGCAGGGCAAUGAAAACCAACAGAGUCAACAUGACAUACACUCACUGGAUGGAGAAAUACCUCAAGUAUGUUUGUUAGAAUCAGAAUCAGAAAAAACUGAAUCCACCAAGAUGAGGAAUGAAUGCACACUUCCGGACAUGACAGGCUCAGAAACCAAACAACACAAGGCAGAACUCAUCAGUCUGUACAAUACUUUGAAAACUACUGAUAUAGAAGUUACUCUUGCUGAUCAAGAAAGCUCCUCAAACAAGAAAUCUCCAGAGGAAAAUGAAAAGAAGACAGAGAAGAACAAGAGAUCAGAACUAAAGUUUAAAUUCAAAGGAAAGGAAAGAAAAGACAAACUCAAGCAAGACAUACCAGUAAAAUCAAUGCCAAAAAUCCUGAAUGCACCAGGAACAUAUAUCAUAACAUCUGAUGAAUCAACACAUGAUAAUAUACUGGCAAGUCCAAGUGCAGUGUCACAUACUCAGCUGGAGAAUCAUCAAAUCUUAGUUGAAAACAAUGUUCAAGUACUAAGCAAUGCUAGUUCUGGAAAUAUCCUAUCCUCCAGUAAUAUGGAAAUUAGCUUGCCAAAAGUAGAUUAUUUCCUUGAAAUGCCAGAUGUAGAGCGUGCUAGGAAUUCCACAAAUUUUGGACAAGAACAAGACCUGAAAGCACAGGAAAUGAACAUACUUUCUCAGGUCACCAGUACUACAAUACAAGCUGACUCACAUAGAGAAAAACAAGUUUUGAUGUUGCCCACUGAAACAAGCACUGAUGAUGUUUUAGCACAAAUUGGUAGAAUGGCUGUUACCAAGUACAAACUGCCAAGGGUGGAACUUGAUGGCUUUGUUCCGGAGAAACCUAUAAAAAUGACACAAAAAUGUACAGUUGAAGAGUUGAAGACACUUCCAAACCGUGAGGAUAUUGAGAUUCCCGGCAUGGAAGCUGCAUCAACUGACACCAAGAUCCCAGUAAUCAAACAGCCUAAAACAACAUUCAUGCUUCCGGAUGAAGAAAUCCAGGCACAGACAGUGCAGAUGGUAAUAGAUGUUGACAGAGUUAAAGAGGCGGUCUCCAAAUUACCAGGUUUCAAGAUGCCAAAAACUGAAAUUUCAGGAUUAUAUGUUCAUCAAGAUAUCACAAUGACUGAUGUGAAUACAGAAUUCAAAAAUACUGCCAUACAUUCUUCACCUGAAAAGUUGAGCAGAAGCUCGGUUAACACAAUAAAAUUGCCAAAUACCCAUCUUUCUGAUCUAGAUGAUCAUAAUCAUAUUACUAUGACCAAAAUAGACCAAAUCAAAACAAGAAAAGUGGCUGAAAGGACCAAGGAGGUUGGAAUAAAAAAGGAGCUCCAUAAACGAGAGGAAAUAGAGAUACCUGGAACAGAAACUGUAAAACAAAAAGAAACUCCUUACAAACUGGAAGAAAAAAAAGAGACUAGUUCCAUUCUGGAGCCUAAGUUGGCAAUACUGGUACCUGCGGGUUCAACAAUCACAGCUGAAGAAAGAAAUGUUAUUUCUGAUUAUCAUACUAAAGUAUUAGAUAAGAAGUCAAAGCAAGCUAAGGUGUUAAUGCCUGAGAUUGGAAAAACAUUACCGGAGAUUGAUUUAGGUGUAUCUAAGAAAGAAAUAGAUGUCACUUUACCAGGGUCUAAAGUGGAGGUCCAACCACCUAAUGUUGAGCUCCAGCAGCCAUCUGGUGAAGUAAAUAUACCUGAGGGAGCUGCUACAGAUGUUGAUGUAAAAAUGAAAAAGCCACCAAUGUCAUUUGGAUGGUUUUCAAAAGCAGAAGUGAAAUCCCCAGAGGUUGAUGUCAGUCAUCCAAAGGUAGAUAUUUCUCUUCCAGAGGGAAAGGUCGAGGUCAAAAAGCCAGACGUGGAAAUUACAGCUCCAGAGAUGACAGUUGAAUUGAAACAUGAUAUUGAGGUUGACGCACAAGGAAGCAAAUUCAAACUGCCAAAAUUUGGCAUUUCCAUGCCAAAAGUGAAAGGUCCUCAGAUUGAUCUAGGUGUAUCUAAGAAAGAAAUAGAUGUCACUUUACCAGGGGCUAAAGUGGAGGUCCAACCACCUAACGUUGAGCCCAAAUUGCCUUCUGGUGAAGUCAAUAUACCUGAGGGAGCUGCUACAGAUGUUGAUGUAAAAAUGAAAAAGCCACAUAUGUCAUUUGGAUGGUUUUCAAAAGCAGAAGUGAAAUCACCAGAUGUUGAUGUCAGUCUUCCAAAGGAGGAUAUUUCUCUUCCAGAGGGAAAGGUUGAGGUCAAAAAGCCAGACGUGGAAAUGACAGCACCAGAGAUGACAGCUGAAGUGAAACAUGAUAUUGAGCUUCAAGGACAAGGAAGUAAAUUCAAACUCCCAAAAUUUGGAAUCUCCAUGCCAAAGGUGACAGGUCCUCAGAUUGAUUUAGGUGUAUCUAAGACAGAAAUAGAUGUCACUUUACCAGGGGCUAAAGUGGAGGUCCAACCACCUAACGUUGAGCUCCAGCAGCCAUCUGGUGAAGUAAAUAUACCUGAGGGAGCUGCUACAGAUGUUGAUGUAAAAAUGAAAAAGCCACCAAUGUCAUUUGGAUGGUUUUCAAAAGCAGAAGUGAAAUCCCCAGAGGUUGAUGUCAGUCUUCCAAAGGUAGAUAUUUCUCUUCCAGAGGGAAAGGUCGAGGUCAAAAAGCCAGAAAUGGAAAGGACAGCUCCAGAGAUGACAGCUGAAUUGAAACAUGAGAUUGAGCUUGAUGGACAAGGAAGCAAAUUCAAACUCCCAAAAUUUGGAAUCUCCAUGCCAAAAGUGAAAGGUCCUCAGAUUGAUCUAGGUGUAUCUAAGAAAGAAAUAGAUGUCACUUUACCUGGGGCUAAAGUGGAGGUCCAACCACCUAUUGUUGAGCCCGAAUUGCCUUCUGGUGAAGUCAAUAUACCUGAGGGAGCUGCUACAGAUGUUGAUGUAAAAAUGAAAAAGCCACAAAUGUCAUUUGGAUGGUUUUCAAAAGCAGAAGUGAAAUCACCAGAGGUUGAUAUGUCUCUUCCAGAGGCAAAGGUUGAGGUCAAAAAGCCAGACGUGGAAAUCACAGCUCCAGAGAUGACAGCUGAAUUGAAACAUGAUGUUGAGGUUGACGGACAAGGAAGCAAAUUCAAACUGCCAAAAUUUGGAAUCUCCAUGCCAAAAGUGAAAGGUCCUCAGAUUGAUUUAGGUGUUUCUAAGAAAGAAAUAGAUGUAAUUGUACCAGGGGCUAAAGUGGAGGUCCAACCACCUAACGUUGAGCUCCAACAGCCUUCUGGUGAAGUCAAUAUACCUGAGGGAGCUCCUACAGAUGUUGAUGUAAAAAUGAAAAAGCCACAUUUGUCAUUUGGAUGGUUUUCAAAAGCAGAAGUGAAAUCACCAGAGGUUGAUGUCAGUCUUCCAAAGGUGGAUAUUUCUCUUCCAGAGGGAAAGGUUGAGGUCAAAAAUCCAGACGUGGAAAUGACAGCACCAGAGAUGACAGCUGAAGUGAAACAUGAUAUUGAGCUUCAAGGACAAGGAAGCAAAUUCAAACUCCCCAAAUUUGGAAUCUCCAUGCCAAAAGUGAAAGGUCCUCAGAUUGAUUUAGGUGUAUCUAAGAAAGAAAUAGAUGUCACUUUACCAGGGGCUAAAGUGGAUUGUCAACCACCUAACGUUGAGGCCAAAUUGCCUUAUAGUGAAGUAAAUAUACCUGAGGGAGCUGCUACAGAUGUUGAUGUAAAAAUGAAAAAGCCACAAAUGUCAUUUGGAUGGUUUUCAAAAGCAGAAGUGAAAUCACCAGAGGUUGAUAUUUCUCUUCCAGAGGGAAAGGUUGAGGUCAAAAAGCCAGACGUGAAAAUCACAGCUCCAGAGAUGACAGCUGAAUUGAAACAUGAUAUUGAGGUUGAUGGACAAGGAAGCAAAUUCAAACUGCCAAAAUUUGGCAUUUCCAUGCCAAAAGUGAAAGGUCCUCAGAUUGAUUUAGGUGUAUCUAAGAAAGAAAUAGAUGUAAUUGUACCAGGGGCUAAAGUGGAGGUCCAACCACCUAAUGUUGAGCCCAAAUUGCCUUCUGGUGAAGUCAAUAUACCUGAGGGAGCUGCUACAGAUGUUGAUGUAAAAAUGAAAAAGCCACCAAUGUCAUUUGGAUGGUUUUCAAAAGCAGAAGUGAAAUCACCAGAUGUUGAUGUCAGUCUUCCAAAGGUAGAUAUUUCUCUUCCAGAGGGAAAGGUUGAGGUCAAAAAGCCAGACGUGGAAAUUACAGCUCCAGAGAUGACAGCUGAAUUGAAACAUGAUAUUGAGGUUGACGCACAAGGAAGCAAAUUCAAACUGCCAAAAUUUGGCAUUUCCAUGCCAAAAGUGAAAGGUCCUCAGAUUGAUUUAGGUGUAUCUAAGAAAGAAAUAGAUGUCACUUUACCAGGGUCUAAAGUGGAGGUCCAACCACCUAAUGUUGAGCCCAAAUUGCAUUCUGGUGAAGUCAAUAUACCUGAGGGAGCUGCUACAGAUGUUGAUGUAAAAAUGAAAAAGCCACAUAUGUCAUUUGGAUGGUUUUCAAAAGCAGAAGUGAAAUCACCAGAUGUUGAUGUCAGUCUUCCAAAGGAGGAUAUUUCUCUUCCAGAGGGAAAGGUUGAGGUCAAAAAGCCAGACGUGGAAAUGACAGCACCAGAGAUGACAGCUGAAGUGAAACAUGAUAUUGAGCUUCAAGGACAAGGAAGUAAAUUCAAACUCCCAAAAUUUGGAAUCUCCAUGCCAAAGGUGACAGGUCCUCAGAUUGAUUUAGGUGUAUCUAAGAAAGAAAUAGAUGUCACUUUACCAGGGGCUAAAGUGGAGGUCCAACCACCUAACGUUGAGCUCCAACAGCCUUCUGGUGAAGUAAAUGUACCUGAGGGAGCUGCUACAGAUGUUGAUGUAAAAAUGAAAAAGCCACAUAUGUCAUUUGGAUGGUUUUCAAAAGCAGAAGUGAAAUCACCAGAGGUUGAUGUCAGUCUUCCAAAGGUAGAUAUUUCUCUUCCAGAGGGAAAGGUUGAGGUCAAAAAGCCAGACGUGGAAAUUACAGCUCCAGAGAUGACAGCUGAAUUGAAACAUGAUAUUGAGGUUGACGCACAAGGAAGCAAAUUCAAACUGCCAAAAUUUGGCAUUUCCAUGCCAAAAGUGAAAGGUCCUCAGAUUGAUUUAGGUGUAUCUAAGAAAGAAAUAGAUGUCACUUUACCAGGGGCUAAAGUGGAGGUCCAACCACCUAACGUUGAGCUCCAACAGCCUUCUGGUGAAGUAAAUGUACCUGAGGGAGCUGCUACAGAUGUUGAUGUAAAAAUGAAAAAGCCACAUAUGUCAUUUGGAUGGUUUUCAAAAGCAGAAGUGAAAUCACCAGAGGUUGAUGUCAGUCUUCCAAAGGUAGAUAUUUCUCUUCCAGAGGGAAAGGUUGAGGUCAAAAAGCCAGACGUGGAAAUUACAGCUCCAGAGAUGACAGCUGAAUUGAAACAUGAUAUUGAGGUUGACGCACAAGGAAGCAAAUUCAAACUGCCAAAAUUUGGCAUUUCCAUGCCAAAAGUGAAAGGUCCUCAGAUUGAUUUAGGUGUAUCUAAGAAAGAAAUAGAUGUCACUUUACCAGGGGCUAAAGUGGAGGUCCAACCACCUAACGUUGAGCUCCAACAGCCUUCUGGUGAAGUAAAUGUACCUGAGGGAGCUGCUACAGAUGUUGAUGUAAAAAUGAAAAAGCCACAUAUGUCAUUUGGAUGGUUUUCAAAAGCAGAAGUGAAAUCACCAGAGGUUGAUGUCAGUCUUCCAAAGGUAGAUAUUUCUCUUCCAGAGGCAAAGGUUGAGGUCAAAAAGCCAGAUGUGGAAAAGACAGCUCCAGAAAUGACAGCUGAAUUGAAACAUGAUGUUGAGGUUGAAGGGCCAGGAAGCAAAUUCAAACUCCCCAAAUUUGGAAUCUCCAUGCCAAAAGUGAAAGGUCCUCAGAUUGAUUUAGGUGUAUCUAAGAAAGAAAUAGAUGUCACUUUACCAGGGGCUAAAGUGGAUUGUCAACCACCUAACGUUGAGGCCAAAUUGCCUUCUGGUGAAGUAAAUAUACCUGAGGGAGCUGCUACAGAUGUUGAUGUAAAAAUGAAAAAGCCACAAAUGUCAUUUGGAUGGUUUUCAAAAGCAGAAGUGAAAUCACCAGAGGUUGAUGUCAGUCUUCCAAAGGUGGAUAUUUCUCUUCCAGAGGCAAAGGUUGAGGUCAAAAAGCCAGACGUGGAAAUGACAGCACCAGAGAUGACAGCUGAAGUGAAACAUGAUAUUGAGCUUCAGGGACAAGGAAGUAAAUUCAAACUCCCCAAAUUUGGAAUCUCCAUGCCAAAGGUGACAGGUCCUCAGAUUGAUUUAGGUGUAUCUAAGAAAGAAAUAGAUGUCACUUUACCAGGGGCUAAAGUGGAGGUCCAACCACCUAACGUUGAGCUCCAACAGCCUUCUGGUGAAGUAAAUUUACCCGAGGGAGCUGCUACAGAUGUUGAUGUAAAAAUGAAAAAGCCACAAAUGUCAUUUGGAUGGUUUUCAAAAGCAGAAGUGAAAUCACCAGAGGUUGAUGUCAGUCUUCCAAAGGUAGAUAUUUCUCUUCCAGAGGGAAAGGUUGAGGUCAAAAAGCCAGAUGUGGAAAUGACAGCUCCAGAAAUGACAGCUGAAUUGAAACAUGAUGUUGAGGUUGAAGGGCCAGGAAGCAAAUUCAAACUCCCCAAAUUUGGAAUCUCCAUGCCAAAAGUGAAAGGUCCUCAGAUUGAUUUAGGUGUAUCUAAGAAAGAAAUAGAUGUCACUUUACCAGGGGCUAAAGUGGAUUGUCAACCACCUAACGUUGAGCUCCAACAGCCUUCUGGUGAAGUAAAUAUACCUGAGAGAGCUGCUACAGAUGUUGAUCUAAAAAUGAAAAAGCCACAAAUGUCAUUUGGAUGGUUUUCAAAAGCAGAAGUGAAAUCACCAGAGGUUGAUGUCAGUCUUCCAAAGGUGGAUAUUUCUCUUCCAGAGGGAAAGGUUGAGGUCAAAAAGCCAGAAAUGGAAAGGACAGCACCAGAGAUGACAGCUGAAUUGAAACAUGAGAUUGAGCUUGAUGGACAAGGAAGCAAAUUCAAACUCCCAAAAUUUGGAAUCUCCAUGCCAAAAGUGAAAGGUCCUCAGAUUGAUCUAGGUGUAUCUAAGAAAGAAAUAGAUGUCACUUUACCAGGGGCUAAAGUGGAGGUCCAACCACCUAUUGUUGAGCCCAAAUUGCCUUCUGGUGAAGUCAAUAUACCUGAGGGAGCUGCUACAGAUGUUGAUGUAAAAAUGAAAAAACCACAAAUGUCAUUUGGAUGGUUUUCAAAAGCAGAAGUGAAAUCACCAGAGGUUGAUGUCAGUCUUCCAAAGGUAGAUAUGUCUCUUCCAGAGGCAAAGGUUGAGGUCAAAAAGCCAGACGUGGAAAUCACAGCUCCAGAGAUGACAGCUGAAUUGAAACAUGAUGUUGAGGUUGACGGACAAGGAAGCAAAUUCAAACUGCCAAAAUUUGGAAUCUCCAUGCCAAAAGUGAAAGGUCCUCAGAUUGAUUUAGGUGUUUCUAAGAAAGAAAUAGAUGUAAUUGUACCAGGGGCUAAAGUGGAGGUCCAACCACCUAACGUUGAGCUCCAACAGCCUUCUGGUGAAGUCAAUAUACCUGAGGGAGCUGCUACAGAUGUUGAUGUGAAAAUGAAAAAGCCACAUAUGUCAUUUGGAUGGUUUUCAAAAGCAGAAGUGAAAUCACCAGAGGUUGAUGUCAGUCUUCCAACAGUGGAUAUUUCUCACCCAGGGGGAAAGUUUGAGGUCAAGAAGCCAGACUUGGAAACGACAGCUCCAGAGAUUCAAGUUGAUGUACAAGUUAAUAUCCCUGAGGGAGCUACUACAGAAAUUGAUGCAAAAAUGAAAAAGCCAAGAAUGUCAUUUGGCUGGUUUUCAAAACCAGAAUUGAAACCCACUGAGGUUGACGUCAGUCAUUCACAGGUGGAUAUUUCUCUUCCAGAGCGAAAGGUGGAUGUCAACGUACCAGAAAUAGAAAUGAGUGAUCCAGGGAUACAAUUGGAAAUGAAACAGGAACGUUCAUCUGUUAAAAUAGAAUCAUCAGAAGUUGACACAAAAGAUGUUGUUGGCUCCCCAUCAAGAUUCAAAAUGCCAAAUAUAAAAUUCCCCAAAUUUGGUGCAACUUCAAAGGUGCUAAUAGAUGACUCUGAUAAAGACAAGGAUAUGCAUGCUGAAGUAGUAGCAGCUUCAUUUCAAAGGGAUUUUCCAGAAUCCAGUGAUAAAGUUGAAGGGUCCAGUGAAAUUAACCUACAUGAUGCUGGAUUGGAAAGGCCCUCCGUUGAAGGAAGAAUGGCAAGAGCUGAAGUGGAUGACAUUUCAAAACCGUCAAUUGAUGAUAACGUCCAUGGCUCACCCAACAAAGGGCAAGCAUCCCCCAGUAAAGGUCAAGGUUCACCUAGUAAAUUCAAACUUCCAACUUUUAAAAUGCCCAAAUUGAGAAUUUCUAAAUCAAAGACUGAGAAUGAACAGAAAGAUAUAACUCCAAAUGUUAUUUUGGAGAAUAAUGAGAAUCCAGAGGAACCACACGGACAAGAGAAAUCAACUAAAUUCACUUUGACAACAUUUGGGGAGGUAUUAAGAAACAUUGAUGUUGAAUUUGAUGUCCCAGCAUUAGAAGACAUGGAAGAGAAGCUCACAAGCUCUCGGGAAGAAUUAACUGCCACUGGAAAAAAAGAAAUAAAUGCUCAACCUAGGGUUGAAACCCAGUCAGUGCAUGAAGAGAAAGAAGCCCAAGAAAAUUCUAAAUUUGGCUUGUUAAUAUCUCCAUCACUUGGACUAUCUUCUCCUUCAGAACUUGCCAAUAUAUUUGAAAAAGGAACUUCAGAGAAGAAAAGCCCUGCAAGUGACUCAGUUGAACAGGAAAUCAGCUCAAACUUUUCAGUGCAGUCAUCAGAUGGUUUUGCAGAUAAUAGUUCCACAGUCACAAGCGAAUAUGUUGGUCAAUCACUGUCCUCUCCAACCAAAGUCACAGUGAAGUACUCCGACCCCUUUGCAACUGAUUUACAGGGUGAUAUAAUUACCUCCACAACAAGGACAAAAAUGAUUUCAUUUAAACCUUACUUGGCAGAGAAAGUCACCCUUUCAAUGUCCUCUGGUGCUGACUCCCCAUCAAUGAACACCUUACAUCUGGAGUCAAGUAAACAUGUCACAUCAAAUAUACAAGAAAGAUCAGACACACAAAAGGUCACGCUCUUGCAGACAGGGACUUCCUCUGCAUGUUUGUCAGUAGAUGACACAAACAAAACACAAAAAGAUGGUCAAACCGUUAUUGAGAGGCAUGUAGUUAGGGAAAGGUCAGGCAAUGACAGGGAAACAGUUGUCUUAACUCGAAGAGUUACACAUGUGUUUGGGGCUGAGCCAAUCUCAGAUGAAACAGCCUCAUCGAUCAAACAGAUGAAAGACACAAUGCACUCUGAGAAAAUGAAAUUCUUUGAUAGUGAAUUAGAGUGAUCCCUCCAUUGAGGAGUAAUAGUAGUACACAUGUUAUUGUAUCCUUUAUGAUAUGACAUUUUCAGUGUCCUUAGCACAUGGUAUGUACUGUACAUGUCCAUGCUGCAGAUAGCAAAGUAAAACCCAAUUUCAUCACUUCAAUGCAAUUACUACCACUGAUUUCAUUGACUGAAUUCGCUCUGUCAUCCAUGCUAAUUUUGCUGGUAUACUCUCUUAUAAUUAGUGACUUGAGAAACACUAGAUAUCCUCAACCUACUCUCAUAUCUGUUCCUUCAAUUAGUUGAGUGGAUCUUAAAGCAAUGAAUGUUUCAAUGAUGCAAUGGUUUUCUGGAGGAAGGAAGGGACAUUUCGGUGAAGACAUUUAGUAGGAUCAAGGCUUUAGGAUGUAGACCACCCAUUAAACUAAAUGUAUGUUAAUCUGUUGUUGAAUAGUCAUCACAAUUUAAGGGUGAAUACUAACACUCCAAAGAGGCAAAUAGAGGUGUACAUGUUUGUUUCUCAAGUACAUAUAUAAUUUGCCAAAUUGUAAUAUUUAACACUUUAUUACAAAAGGUAAUCAGCAAUGUUAAUAUUAACAACUUCACAUUACAAUAUACUGUUUACUGUGUUUAGAUAUGAAAGCACCAUUUAAUUUAGCAGUAUACAAACAUAAACAUUUGUAACAUGCUAUUAAUUAUAAAGAAAAAUCUUAAUGUGCAUAAAAACCAAUAACAAAAACCAAUACAAAAUAUAAACAGAAACAGCUAUCAACAAAAAGCCUUUCUACAGAAAGGUCCUUUGAUCAAUUUUAAAGGAACCCAGCAACUGUGGUCCUUCAUGUGGUCAUUCCAUAGGCUGGGGGAAAUUAGGUAGAAAGCCUCCACCAGUGUGGAGAUGUAUGAAUGUGGGUGACGUGGUGGUGUUUCUCUUAUCUGGAACAUGGCAGUGCUGUUCUGGAUGUACAUGGGUUUCUGGACAUUGAGAUGAAGAGUUCAUUGCAUUAGUCCAGCCUUGAGGAUACAAAGGCAUGGACAAGCUUAUUUGUAUCAUAUUUAGUGAGGAUAGGACAGGGUAUGACAAUGCUAUUGAGGUGAUAUAAUGAUGCUUUGUACAGUUGUUUGAUGUGGUUAUCGAAGUUCAGGAAAAUCUUUAUACCCAGAUUGAAAACAUGAUGAACAUGAAUGACAUUUACAUUAACUGUGGUUAAAAAGUUAUUUCUCAAGAAACCAAUCUUUCAAUAAGCCUCCAAUCUCAUUGGCAAUGUAUUAUUAAAUAAGGUUAAACAUUGAAAACAACCCAUCACAAAAAAGCUUUACACGUGUGUACCAUAAUUACCCAGAGGGAUAUCUAAAGGAAACAUUGCAAUGGAAAGGUUUUGUGUGUUACAAAUUGUAGAACCCCAAACCAUUCUUCCAGACAAGUUUACUUCUAAGAAUUAACAUCUAAUGGAGAGGAAUUUCUUAAAUCAGAUGACAAUGUGUCAUUGGGAUGUUCAUGGAACAACAGCAUGGUCCACUAGGAAUUUAUUUUCAAAAGUGUCUAUCUGGACUUCACCACUUAGAUAGGAUUAUAUAAAUUGAAAACAUUUGAAUAGAAAAGGAGUCUUUGCUCAGGUGAACUAUUUGUCUGAUCUUUCCAUUCCACUGAUAUGCAUUUAAUCAUAUUAUAGAUAAAUAAAAUCCAGUCAGAUCCCUUUUCAAAAAUUGGCCUCAGAAAUUCCCGUUUGAUGGGAAUCCGAUGCGGUAUGUAUUGAUAAAUGACCUCAAAUGUCUGCUAUACAUGGUAUAAUUGAUGGGUCUGUAAAAUAUGUAUACAAUUAUUUCACUUUGAAAGAAUACUAAACACACAAUGAACAAGUAAUUCAACAAAAACAAAACAAAUAUAAGGAUGUAUUAAUAUCUAUACAUUUACCAUUAAUUUAUUUUGCUGAAAUUGAAUACUUGUACUCAUAGUAAAAAUGCAAAACAAAUAUAUAGAUACAGCUAUAUUUAGAUUAAAAUAUGCCAUGAUGUAUACAAGAUGCUAAUCAAAUUUGUGAAAUAUUAUUUUAAUCUUGUGUUGUUGAGUUACUUUGUCUGUUGAUUUUGUUCUCCACUAUGUAAUCAAUGUAUUUGCAAAACUAUACAUAAUAAAUCUUCUUAACAUAUUUCAACUU